UGUUGUCGCCGACAGGAGCCGUGGCCCCUCCUCCGGCACAGAUGGUGUUUAUGAAGCUGCAGCACUUCCUGGUGGAGCUGGGAGCGAUGUCCGGGGCCCGGGCGCUGCUGCUGCUGGCUCUGCUGGGCUCUGCAGGUUCCACGUUCCGGUUUGCGUCGUAUUAUGGCGAUCACAUGGUGCUGCAGAUGGCGCCGUCUCGGGCCUCGGUCUGGGGUUACGGGGAAGUGGGGGCCACGGUGACCGUGUCUCUCUACAAAGGACGGGACGCUCUCUCCAAAAAGGCGGCCUCCGUAAACGGUGAUGUUGGGGUGUGGAAGGUCCUCUUGGACCCCGUGGCCCCCGGGGGUCCGUAUCACUUGGUCGCUCAUCACUAUUAUGAUAAAAAAGUAGAGAACAUCACCCUGGAGGACGUUCUGUUUGGCGACGUUUGGCUGUGCGGGGGGCAGAGUAAUAUGGAGAUGACCGUCUCGCAGAUAUUCAACGCCAGCAAAGAGCUGAAGAAAGCCCCUCAUUUCCCUCACGUCCGGCUCUUCACCGCCGCCCUGGAGACGUCGCAGGUGGAGCUGGAGGAUCUGGUCAAGGUGGAUUUGCCGUGGUCGGCGCCGACCCCCAGUAACCUCGGACAGGGGGAUUUUACCUAUUUCUCGGCGGUCUGCUGGCUGUUCGGCCGCCAUUUGUUUCACCGGCUGAAGUAUCCGAUAGGAUUGGUGGAGUCGGUUUGGGGAGGGACGCCGGUGGAAGCCUGGUCCUCGCGGAGAGCUCUGUCACACUGCGGCCUGCGGGGAGAUCCUGAGUGGGGCAAGAACGGGUUCUAUUUUCCCGGAAUGUUGGCGGGGCCGUGCGACUACUCCGUCCUGUGGAACGCGAUGAUCCAUCCCCUGCUCAAUAUGACCAUCAAAGGAGCCGUUUGGUAUCAAGGGGAGCAGAACACGGUGACCAACCCCGACCUCUAUAACUGCACCUUCCCGGCGCUCAUCGAUGACUGGAGGCGAUCGUUCCACGAGGGCUCCGGCGGCCAAACCGGCAGAGACUUUCCCUUCGGCUUCGUUCAGCUGUCGACCUAUCAGAAGAGCAAACCGCACGAUAUGUACCCCGCGAUACGCUGGCACCAGACGGCCGACUACGGCUACGCGCCCAAUCCCAGGAUGGCCAACACCUUCAUGGCCGUGGCGAUGGACCUCGGGGACGAGCAGUCUCCGUACGGAAGCGUUCACCCACGGGAUAAACAAACCGUCGCGUACAGACUCUUCCUGGGGGCCCGGGCCGUCGCCUACCGGGAGAAGAAGCUGUCGUUCCAGGGGCCGUUCCCGCGGGCGAUGGUCGUGGACUACGCGGGGUCCUACAUCAACAUAACGUUCGACCAGAAUCUCCUGGUGACCCACCCCAGCGACACCAUCUUCGAGGUGCUUUGCGCCGGGGAUGGGAAUGCAGAGGAUUCUCUCCGGUGGUCUCCGGCCGCGCUGCGCUCCGCGUCCCCCAGGGUGGUCACCGUCCACUUUAAAGGAUGUUCGCGGGUCUCUGCCGUCCGCUACGCCUGGGCGGACUGGCCGUGCGAGUACAAAGCCUGCCCCAUAUACAGCGCGAACGGGAAGCUCCCCGCGCCCCUCUUCCUAAAAUAUUUGUGAAAAAGCCAAAAUCGUGCAUUUUGAGAAAAUCCUCUGCUGGAAAUGAUUAUUUCUGUCUGCGAAGCCAAACGAGACGUCGCUGGGAUUUCUACUUCGCUUACGGGGCGGAAUAAAUGAGCGUCGCUCUGGGUAAAAUCUUACUUACUGGAUCCAUUUAUCGAUUCUCUUCUCUAAAGUAAAAAAUUAUACAUCCGGAAAAAAAUCACAAACUGAUCGUUAAUCCAAGAAAUGAAGAAAUUCCGCUGGAGUCGCCUCUCUGCACCGCGGGGGUUAAUGUGUCGUUAUAUACCUUAUACAUUCUAUACGUUACUCGCAGAUUAUACACGGGGCUUCUGUCUUCUAAACUUUGGUUGUAAGAAAUGAAUUUUAUUUAUUUUGGGAUAAAAGCGAUCGGCGGUCAUUA
Molecule: messenger RNA, 2028 nt
Organism: Spea bombifrons (plains spadefoot toad)
Lineage: Eukaryota; Metazoa; Chordata; Amphibia; Anura; Pelobatidae
Gene: SIAE
Product: sialic acid acetylesterase
Exons: 10
Coding region: 42-1625 (527 amino acids)
Biological process (GO): carbohydrate metabolic process
Molecular function (GO): sialate O-acetylesterase activity
Source: RefSeq, a predicted model, not a curated record